Molecule: messenger RNA, 1925 nt
Organism: Aedes aegypti (yellow fever mosquito)
Lineage: Eukaryota; Metazoa; Arthropoda; Insecta; Diptera; Culicidae
Product: N-acylneuraminate-9-phosphatase
Exons: 3
Coding region: 268-1260 (330 amino acids)
Molecular function (GO): hydrolase activity
Source: RefSeq, a predicted model, not a curated record
UUCCACUUUUCUCUUCGCUUCUGCUUCUUCAGUCUGGGUUCUGUCUGAUGAGAUAACAUUCGUCUGUCCGUCAUCCUUGUGGGAGGUCGCGUCCUCGCGGAGAAAAAGUUCUGUUUACUUCCAAGUUCCGCCAAUAAACGGAUUUGAUAACCGUAAAGCAGUGAUAACCUGAAGCUUUUUCGUGGAAUACUCUCAUUAGUGAAACGAAAAAAUUGUGCGCAAGGAUUAUCCCCCCACCAUCAUUACCGCCGAUCAUCAUCAUUGUCAAUGGCUGCCAUCAUCGACUGUGGAGUUCCGGCCACCGGAACGGAGCGCGAAUUUGAGUUCUUCCGCCCGGGACAGGAUCGGCGCUGCGACAAACCGAUAACGACUAUCUUCUUCGAUCUGGACAAUACGCUGAUCCCGACCCGGAAGGGCGACGCCAAGGCUUGCGGAAAGAUCGCUGACAUACUCCACAACGAGUACGAUCUGCCGCGGGACCUGGCCACCGAAGUCACCAUCACCUUCCUGACGUCCUACCGGCGCUGUCCGGACAACCCGGACAUUCCCCUGGCCCAGUGGCGCACCCAGAUGUGGGAGGAUGCCCUACCAGCUGGCCGCAAGCACCUGGCACCCGAGUUGUACCCCCGUUGGGUGGAGUACCGCACCCGAUACCUGGCCCCCAGCCCGGAGAUCAUCUCGCUGCUGCAGACCCUCCGGCUCCAGUACCUCCUCGGCAUUGUCACCAACGGACCGUCCGCUUCCCAGUGGGAAAAGAUCGACAGGUUGGCUUUGGGUCGGUAUUUCGAUUGUAUUCUCGUUUCCUCAGAUCUGCCGUGGGCCAAACCGGAUCGGAACAUCUUCUACGCCGCCUGUCACUAUCUGGGGGUGCGGCCGGAAGAAUGUGCCAUGAUCGGUGACAAGCUGGAGACCGACAUUCAGGGUGGCCUUGAGUCACGGCUUGCUGCCACCAUUUGGCUUCCGCUGCCGAAGGAUCUUCGGCUGAUGCACGACAAGAGCCUGGCGGACAUGGGCGGACUGGCCCAUCCGGAUUACAUCGUGGAAAGCGUGCUGGAUUUGCCAUCGGUGCUCCCGUUGACGACGUCGUUUUGCGGCCAACGCUGCCGACCGGUUCAGGAGAGGAGGGGUUCGAAUUCGUACGUCCCGAAGACGACCCGGAACCGGCAGGCCAGCUACAAUCGCUUCCUGCCGGACGUUCCGGAUUUGUACAGUUCGAGCAGCAACUCGUGCGACAGCAAUGGAACGAUGGACAGUCAGUAACAAGGGACGUUCUAAGGAGGGGAAUAACUUCGAAUAACUAGGUUGUUUGCAAGGUAUCUGAAAGUCAGAUAAAUGUAACAACUGCACGGUUCAUCAUUAGUUCGAUAAUGUAACUUGUAAGCUCCAAAGUUUUUAUUUUCUAAAAUAAUACUCGAUUUUUGACAGUUUUAAAAGGCCUAUGGACUCGGUUGCAGCGGAAUCAUACAAAACCGGGCAAGGGAAAGACCUUCAAUCUCUCUAUUUUGAUAAUCAAGGUUGUACCUGAUAUGACAUCUAAAUAAUGGGAAUAACUACUUUCAGAAAUACAAUUUUAUCAGUUUUCUACACCUUAUUGUACCGUAAGGACGCCAUUCACCGCUCAUGCUCCAUUCACCGCUCAUUGAAUUAUUUUGAAAAAUCUGAAUAAAGUUUCGCAAUAAAAUUCAUCAACAUGUAUUAGUAUACCAGAAUGGAUUGUAUCAGAAUAAAAUUCAUAAGAUUUAAUUUUAUAUACUAUUUAAAAAAAAUUUUUUUAGGCUAUUUAAGGCGGUAAACAUGAGUUGAACAAUGAUUUUAUUAUGGCAGUUCGAAAAAUGCUUCUUAGCUGCCACGCUUCAAUAUGUUGUUGUACUAUAGUACAAAGAUAAUAACUGCUAAUGAAAGUAAAUUAAUUCCAACUAGUUGUG